Messenger RNA from Toxorhynchites rutilus septentrionalis, 3820 nucleotides. Its product is annotated as serine-rich adhesin for platelets. The record is from RefSeq and is a predicted model, not a curated record. NCBI's taxonomy places the organism in Eukaryota, Metazoa, Arthropoda, Insecta, Diptera, Culicidae. The coding region runs from base 1217 to 3397 and encodes 726 amino acids. The transcript is spliced from 6 exons.
AUUGGUUCCAUAGUUUUGUUUGGAUUAUAAACACAAAACGAACGAAAUAAAUAUUUUUUUCGUGGAAUAUGUUUUUUUUCACAAAUUGCGAGAACCUGUUAGAAUUCGUUCGCGGGCGUGAUCGUGAUUUUUUUCUCUCGUGCACCUAUACAUUCACAUACAUUUGACACGGGAUACGAAUGUUGUGCCUUCAAGGAGAUCAUCGAACGAUCAACGCGCGAACUCGGCACAGCUCGGAUUGCGAUCAGUUGAAUUGUUUCGUUCGGGGCUGGCGCAUCCAAAAGUACAUAAAUUGAACAAUUGCGAACGGUCGUGACUUCGCUUGGAUAAUAAUAUUAUCUUUUUCCGUGGGGAGAAUUGGUGCGUGAAUCCUCCAUCCCCAUUUAAUCGAUUCGUGUGGCAGGAACUGUCGCGAGGGAGAGAUAAAUCAUUCAUCAACGAUUUGUGAGAUCGCCGCAGUGCGCACUGACGGUGCAAAAUUCGAGUGCAGUAGUGACAAAUGAUGCUGCGCUUGAGCUUCAACAAUAAAACGUCGCAAAUAGGGUGAUGAUUUGCAGCGAACCGAAAAUCGAAGUCGAAGAAGAAAUAAUCGUGAAUCGACCAAUCCUUAAUGAUGCUGCAUCUAUUUUAAAGCGGUUAAACGAAUGCGAAAGGAAAGGUCGCAAUCAGAUUUAUCCGAAAGUUCGAAGCGCGCGUGAAAGAGAGAAUGGUGCUGCUGUCGGGAAGUUGGGAAGAAAACUCGUGAUGUGUGUGACAAAGUGCUACUGCUGUUGUUGUUGUUGUUCUUUAAUUAAAGAAAGUGAAGUGAGUUCACUCGUCGACUCUGUGUGUGAAUCCGGUGUCAUCCUUUCUACAUUAGCUACUUUCGACGAGAGUUAAAAUGUGACGUUUCGUUCACCGUGAGUGCGUCCAACGGAUGUAACAUACACGACACGGUUGACCCAUUUAUUGCGGGGAGGAGGGACCUUGAGGGAUAGUGUGCAUCAUCUGACGAGCGAAGAGUACACACAAUCUUGCAUCGAGAGACAUCCUCAACAGCAGACAACCCACGUCGGGGGGAAAUAUUUUUCAAUUGCUUACGGCCGCCGGAACCGGUGUGACAUGAGGAUCAUCGUCGCCGUUUGUAUCGCUUGUAGUGAAAAGGAUAAUACAAAACGUAGGAAGCCUUUUGUGAGGAAGAAAAUUAAAAAUGGAGUGCUUAAGUAAGUGUAUGUGAAUGAUGGCUUCGUUCAACGCCAGUGACACGAAAUCUAUUGCACCGGAGAUUACCGCCGAGUGGACAGUGCAUGCGCAGCUAAAACUUUCACACCAAGGCAGCAGCACCACCUGUGAUAAACCAGUUGCCGCCGAUGGUUGUGGGGGCGGGGGCAUUGUAUCCAGUGAAGCGGAUUCGACCAUUCCGGUCGAUGUAAUCGCGGGUACUGAGAAAAGAAGUGAAUCAUCCACAUCGUCCAGCUGCCAGAGGCCCCCGGUGAAGGUGGUUUAUAAAUUUAGCACCGCCGAUUCAUCCCACGGCUUCGCAGGAACCAAUAAUAACGCUUCUAAUGGUAGUAGCGGCGUUCCAACGGCGGGUGGUGUGACAUUCAAAAAUGUUACCUCCACUACCACCUCUGACCCAGCGGCCGCAGCAUCAGUAGCGUCUGCUCAGUCUUCCAACGGAGACAUCACUCAGCCCGCAUCCACUGGUCGUGAAGGUCCCAAUUUCUUAGCACCACCUCAGCUGUUCCCCAAAUGUACCAGUACCUGUAGCAUAGUGUUAACCGCGGACCUCGUACCGAGUCCUGGUGGUGGCGAUCCCAUCAUCAAUGUCCACAAGUGUGCCUCCACCAGCAAUGUGUUCAAUACAGCCGACAAGUGCACCAUUUUUCCGGAGUUCAAACCAUACGAGGCAAAACACGUCAGUUGUCAAACAAGCGACAUCGAGCUGAACGUGGACAAAACCGUUCAAACCUACGGAGAUGAUCUACGCACGGUGCGGAAGAAACCCCCAGAAGCUCUGCUCUCGCCCAUCACGAGUCGCCGAGAGGAAAAACAUAGUUCUUCAACCCGCAAAAUCUCCCCUUCGCCAGCGAAGAUCGUCUCCCCCAGCAACACCCUACAGUCAUCGUCGCACCGUUCGAGCGUGAAGGACGACAAAAAGAAACCCCGGACGGUUCACAUCGACGUUUACUGUACCGGGUCCGAUGCGGAAUCGUCCUGUUCGGAUGAGUCCUCUUCGCUCCGGUCCACGAGCUCAUCCUCCUCGUCCGGAAGUCGGUUCGAUACGAGUCAUCUGCUUGAGAUGAAGUCCACAUCCAACGUUACCCAUCCCACGAUCUACGAAUCGGAGGAGAUGAAGUUGCGUCACAAGCGCGCUGCCAGGCACGAGAUUCCACGGCGGCUCCAGCAACAACAGCAGCAGAAUGUUGAUCAGAGCACACUAUCUACGAUUGGUAGCUUGCGGAAGGGUGUUCCAUCCCACCCUCGGAGGCUCCUGAAAAGAUGUAGCACGAAGGAAGAGAUCAACGAAUCGAAGAAGAUCUUGUUCAGCAAGAUUUUUGGCGAUCAAAAAGGAUCCAAAAGUUUCUCCGAAAUGGACUGUGUACGACGGGAUCCUAGCGGUGACACGGUUAGCUCGGGUUAUCCCUUCUCGAGCCGUUCCCCCCAGAGGGAUGUCACCGGGAGUAGUUUAUCGAGCGCGCUAGCGUACACUAGCGGAGAACUCGACGAAGCGGCAGGAGGAUCCUUGUUGAAGGUCCCCAGUGAAGCCAACGUCACUCAUUCUGAUAGCUUUGAGUACGAAAAUAGCGAAGAUCGCUACCGAAUCAAUCAGAUGGAGCGUGUAUGGAGCUUGCAAACGUGGAAGUCACCUUCGGUCGAGCGAAGGCUUCUGGAGCUACAUAACCCAAAGCAUCGCCGCAACAGUGACUCCGAUAACAAUUGCUCCGAAUCGGACCAUAGCUUCGUGUACGAUAGCCCGACCCGUCCGCACGAGUCCAACCAUUCGCUCAAUGAGUACAGCGAUUCCAGUCCAUCGACGGUGAAGAGUUGUUCGAAUCGUGCCUCGUCAUCGAAUGCUGACAGCUCGAAGAAGCGUAUCCUGCAGCAGGCCCUUCUAAACGCCAACCAGUCGGGCACCUUCCCGCCACGGAUCCGUUCGCCGAUCGAAGGCUACAGUAGCGAAUAUUUAGCCCUUGCGAGACGUUUCGGCAGUUUGAUCUCCGGAAGACGGAAACCGGGUGUUCACAUAGGACCGGUGCGAAAUCCGGAAUGUCAGUGCGAGCACUGCCGCCGCUGGGUUGUGGAGAGGGACGGCGGUGGAUUUCGGGAGAGGGCACUCUCGGUGGAUGAUAUCGCGUGCAACAUCGUUGAUAUGAGGAAGGCGUUGCAUUUCCGGAACCAAGCGGCACUUCCAUGAGCUAUCAUCUUUGGGCCGUUAAAAGUUGCUUUUAGGGUUGCAUUUUUCUUUUCUUUUCAAACCAUUUAUAAUUUAGACGUGUAAGUAAAUUAUUAUUGUAACUUGUAGUAAAUGUCAGAGCGAAUUUCGUAGAUUAUACGAGUUUGUUUAGUAGUCCUGUGUUUUGUGUAUCACGGAAAAGAUACUUCGAACAUACGGAAAAAUUGAAUAAACUAGUUUUGAUGAUUUGAGUGUCGAAUGCCAAAGAGAAAGAUCUGCCCCCAGUUUAUUAAUUUUAUAUUUUCUUUAUUUGUUACAAGCGUUUUUCUUUUCAGACGCUGUUAGUUCCUGUCAUUUUACAGGCGUUACAAUACACUUCAACUCUUUCCCCUUAAAUUGAAUGGAAGCAUAUAAAUUGAAGACAUUUGAAGGUCUUAGAAUGCA